AUGCGACAGUGGGCAGUGGUGAAGAAGAGGCCUGAGGAUUCCGGUCGGGAGGAGAGGGUGGCUGGAGCCCCUCUGAAGGCCUUCAGCCAAGGAAGGACCAUCUCUCCCCUCCUCUCCACUGCAGGGAGGUCUGAGCACAGGGAGGCUCCCAAGGGUGCCACGGACCAAGGGACAGCAGACAGCACGCCUCUUGGGGUGUGCCAGCCCCUGCUCCAGCUGCUGCCUCACGUGGGCACCAGCCGGAGUGCUGGGCAGGACCCCUGCCACCGCGCCCGGGGCCCAAUUUGCACUUUGCCAGACUGGAUGGAAGUGGAGGAGGGCUCAGCAGAGGCCCAGGCCCAGGCUGCAGGCGGGCUCUUCGGGCGGCGCGAGGUGGGCGGGACGGGCCUGCGGGCGCCGGCCUGGGCCCCACCCGCGGCGGGCGGAGCGGGGAAGCCAGGGUCGGGUCGAGGGCCCAGCGUGGCGCCCAGGGCCAUGGAGCCGCGGCCCGGGGCGUGUGCGGCGGCUCUGGCUGCGUUAGAGGUUCAGCCGGGGUGGGGCGCUUCUGCCGAGAGGAAACACCGUCUCCGGGGCCGGAGGGAUCUGGGGGCCCCAGGCAGAGAUAGAUCAGGGUCCCCCACCUUAGCAAGGGCGGUGGGGAGACCGGGUAGAGAGAGUCCCCGGCCUGGGCAACCAGGCUGGGAGCCAGCAGCCCCUGUCCCCCAGGCCCUCCUCCUCCUCCUGCCGCUGGGUGCCCAGGGCCAGGGCAGCACCCCCAGCCCCAGGUGUGACUGUGUGCACAAGUUCCAGAAGAGGAGUGGUCUGGUCUGCUGCAGGGGCUGUCCAGCAGGGCACUACCUGAAGGCUCCCUGCACAAAGCCCUGUGGCAUCUCCAACUGUCUCCCGUGCCCCCGGGGCACCUUCCUGGCCUGGGAGAACCACCACAAGACCCGCUGUGCCCGCUGCCAGACCUGUGAUGAGGAGGCCUCCCAGGUGGCCCUGAAGAACUGCUCGGCGGUGGCGGACACCCACUGCGGCUGCAAGCCAGGCUGGUUCAUGGACUGCGUCGUCAGCCAGUGUCCCCACAGCUCUCCCUUUCGCUGCCACCCGUGCCCAGACUGUGAGGCCCUGCACCGCCGCACGCGGGCCCCCUGUGGGUACCCCCGAUCCGGGCCGUCUACUCCCACACCCCCUUCCCCUGCCUCCUUCUCUCCCGUCCUGACCCACACCAGCUCCCGGACCACAGGUUCCGGCGGAGACACUCACUGUGGGACCUGCCUUCCCGGCUUCUAUGAAUAUGGCAACAGCUGCGUGUCCUGUCCCACGAGCACCCUUGGGGGCUGUCCUGCGCCCUGUGUGGCUGUCUGUGGCUGGAGGCAGGUGUUCUGGGUCCAAGUGCUCCUGGCAGGCCUGGUGGCCCCACUCCUGCUUGGUGCCACCCUGAUCUACACAUACCGCCGCUGCCAGCUUUGCAAGGCCAUAGUUCCUGCAGGUGAAGCUGGGGUGGAGGCCCUGACCCCCCUGCAGGCCAGCCACCUCUCACCCCCGGACAGCAGCCCCACCCUUCUGGUAACACCCAGCAGCAGUGAGAAGGUCUGCAGUGUCCAGCUGGUAGGCAGCAGCUGGACCUCUGGCUCUCCCCAGGCCCGGGAGGCGCCCUGCCCGGAGGUGAUGUGGUCCUGGGACCAGCUGCCCAGCAGAGUUCUUGGCCCGCUGCCCCCACCCUCGCCGGCGCCCCCUGCAGGCUCGGUGGCCGCCAUGCUCCAGCCGGGCCCGCAGCUCUACGACGUGAUGGACGCGGUGCCCGCGCGGCGCUGGAAGGAGUUCGUGCGCACGCUGGGGCUGCGCGAGGCGGAGAUCGAGGCGGUGGAGGUGGAGGUCGGGCGCUUCCGAGACCAGCAGUACGAGAUGCUCAAGCGCUGGCGCCAGCAGCAGCCCGCGGGCUUGGGCGCCGUCUACGCCGCCCUGGAGCGCAUGGGGCUGGACGGCUGCGCCGAGGACCUGCGGAGCCGCCUGCAGCGUGGCCCGUGACGCCGGGGCCCACCCGGCACUUCGAGGCCCUGGUGGCCCUUGCAGAAGCCCUAAGUACGGUUACUUAUGCGUGUAGACAUUUCAUGUCACUUAUUAAGCCCCUGGCGCGGCCCUGCGUAGCAGCGCCAGCCAGCCUCACCCCUGCGCGACCCCAGGGUUCCAGUUAAGGCGAGGAAGCG
This is a messenger RNA of Kogia breviceps (pygmy sperm whale), 2189 nucleotides long. The record is from RefSeq and is a predicted model, not a curated record. Lineage: Eukaryota; Metazoa; Chordata; Mammalia; Artiodactyla; Physeteridae.